UUGGAUGAUAUAUAUGGUAAGGGAAUGUAUACAUGCUUUGAGAAAACCUUCCUUCAGGAAGACAUUGCUAUUGUUUACAUUAAGGAUCUAAGUGAUGUCGAAUUUGAGAAAUUAGAAGUUACAAAAAUUGG
This is a messenger RNA of Acaulospora morrowiae, 131 nucleotides long. NCBI's taxonomy places the organism in Eukaryota, Fungi, Glomeromycota, Glomeromycetes, Diversisporales, Acaulosporaceae. The record is from the annotation of a GenBank genome assembly.